UCUGACAGGACCAGAUCUCGAACCAGACACAUCAUGACGGAGGAAAAUCACAUCUCCGUGUGGGUUUGCCGCGUAGAGAAGCUUGUGUUGGGCUUGUCCAAGAGAACCAGCUGUGCAGAUGUGAUCCGGGUCCUUCUGAAGGAUCAGAACCCAGAGAUGGGACUUUCUCACACGCCUCAGUCCUACUGCAUUGUGGAGAAAUGGAGGGGCUUUGAGAGGGUUCUGCCAAACAAGACCAAAAUCUGGCGACUAUGGCUCGCAUGGGGACAAGAGCAGAAAAAUGUAAAGUUUGUACAAGUGAAGUGCGAUGCGUCCUUCUCCAGUCACGCUCCCCGAAGCGCAGAGGCGCGCGUGGUACGCAGCAAGCAGAGCCCGUGUGUUACCAGUGGGUCCAUACGUGACCCGGUGGGAGUCUGUCCGGAGAACCAGCGGCGCAUUGUCAGAAAGGCCUUCAGAAAACUGGAGAAAAUCAACAAGAGGCGCGCGCGUAAGGACGCAUCGUGUGCAGAAAGAAUGGAGACGUUGGUGCACGUGGUCCUCUCCCAGGACCACACCAUCCGACAGCAGGUGCAAAGACUCGCGGAACUGGAUGCAGAAAUAGAGCUGCGCGAGGCAAAAGUGCACCUGGAGCGGGUUCAGCGGCACGGGGCUAACUACCUUCAGGAAACAUACCUGAGCGGUGACGCAGCGUGCGUCAAAACAGAGACGUUUUGCUCAACGAAAAUUAAGCAGUUUGAAGACUACUUAACAACAUGUGAGGCUCUCGUGCGGCUACAUGAGGAGAUCAGUGAACACGAAACUCAGAUUGACCGGCUGACCGCUCAGAUCCAGGUGGAGCUGCACCUGCACUGGAUGAAACGGAAGCAGCAGCAGGUGACCCCAAGGGUCAGCCUAUGCGAGUCGAGUCCGCAGUCAAGCCUCAUUCACGAAAGUCAACUGCUGCUAGAAGAGGAGCGGAUCAAAACUCAACUGGAAGCCAGCUGGUACAUUGGCCUGCGCCUGGAGACAGACUUGGAGUCUGUUCAGGACGAUUUAGAACUGUCCGGGGACAUUUGUGCAGCAAAAACGAAGGAGAUAAGAGAUUUACUACAGAAAGUGGACCUAGCAGAUGUGCAAAACACCGAGGGAGGAGGAAUAGCUACGGUGGUCAGUUUGGGCAGUCAGACGGAGUGGGUGGAGCAAGCCAGGGGACUCUCCAAGGCGCACGACAUAAACGACAACGACUCAGAUACGGGCCUGAGCUCCUUGCACAGCCAGGACUCAGACCAGGCUCAGUGGGAGGCCGUUGUGUAGUCAGCAGUCUUAUGGUUAGAAGGAACAACACUGCACUUAGGCUAAUAGUAUUUGAUUUUGUACAUCUAGGCUAGGAACAAAUAAACCACUUUAUAAUAUAAACGUUAAACGUGUCGAUGUUUCCUAAUUUAAACUACAUUGGUUUACUUUGUGAGGCCUGUCAUUUCAAUACUGGCGCUACAGUUAACCACAUCUGUCUGACCAAAUGUAUAUGACUGAAGUGAAGCGGAAAAACGACGGCAAUGAACUACAGUAGAAGAGACACCUUAUCUGGACCUCCCUUGAGACAUAAACAUAGCUUCUAUUACAAUAACCACAUUUAUUAAAUUACAUUGGAUCUUGCAAUUUGCAUCCACCAUGUUGUUUAUAAUUAUGUGAAAACCACAACCGUAUAUAUUACAGUCUUUUAUGUAGUUCUCUAAUUACUGUAUUGAAAAUGGGUAUAACGCUGUUUCUCAGUAUAUACUAUGACAGAAACUGAAGGCUCUGUAUACAUGUCUGGCAUCACAUAAAAGACCACGCCAUGGUUCCCAAGUGUACUGAGUUACAACAGUUGUGUGAUAUUGUUUUCAGUCACAGCCGCUUCAAACACAAUCAGUGUUACUAUGAGUCUGUUCACUCAAGUGUCAAGUUUUUAUGAUGUACCCAGGACACAUACAGGACAAGAUCCAAUCUUGCAUCAGAAUCACCAAAAAUUUUAACAUUUUAUUUUGAAACUUUUAACUUAACUUGAUGCCUCUUUCACUAUACCAACAAUUAAGUCUAUAUAUAUUUGCACAACAAUUUAAGUUGUAUUGUUUUAUCUGUGUAGCUAAACUGCAGCCUGGGGCCCGGGCCUGGGUUUUAGGGUUUUAAAGAUUUGAUUUCCAACUACUUCAUAGAAAACUCUUUUGGAGGAAGAUAAUGGAUAUCUGUGGAUCUAUUACUAUUCUCAAAGAGACUGCAGUCAAAGCAGGACAUUGCCCUGUGAGAUUUGUACUCUACCCUCUCAUGUGGUCAUCUUUUCUUCUGACAUUUUGUCACUGUAGAAAGCAUUAAUUGUUGUGACCUGGUAAAGAAAAGAAAGAUCCAAUUCUGUCGCAUGCAGCUGGGGAUCAGUGGAUUCUCUCAGGACCAAAUGAACACAUUCCUGUUCUUUUGUCUCUGGAACACUGUGAAGUGUUUCCCAUGUGAAACCAAAUGUCAAUUUGUGAUUAUGUAGGGUUUCCAACACUCUUCAGCCUCUCAACAG
This is a messenger RNA of Periophthalmus magnuspinnatus, 2524 nucleotides long. RefSeq names its product Ras association domain family member 10b (gene rassf10b). The transcript has a single exon. Gene Ontology annotation, biological process: signal transduction. Lineage: Eukaryota; Metazoa; Chordata; Actinopteri; Gobiiformes; Gobiidae. The coding region runs from base 34 to 1293 and encodes 419 amino acids. The record is from RefSeq and is a predicted model, not a curated record.